AUGGCAACGUGGAAGGAAGGAUCGGAGUGUUGCUCGUGGGAAGGUGUCACUUGCGACCGUUUCAGCAGUCAUGUCGUCGGCCUCCACCUUGGUUGUGACCAAUUUAAGGGGAUUCUGCAUCCAAACAGCUCCCUCUUCCACUUGCGGCACCUCCGGAGCCUCGAUCUGUCCGACAAUGACUUCAAUGGCUCCACCAUUCCCUCAACCUUCACCCAGUUGACCAGCCUGGCUCAUCUCAACCUCUCUAGAUCGAGGUUUUCCGGUAACAUCCCGCUCGGGUUCAGCCAACUCAACAAGCUUGUCACACUUGAUCUUUCCUAUAAUUGGCCAUAUGUUGACCUAAACGACGAUUUCUCCAAGCUGAUGCUGAACGCCACGGGAUUAAGCGAGCUUUGGCUUUAUGGUGUGAAUAUGUCAAACAUCAAGCCCUCCUCCUUCUCCAACUUAUCACACUCCAUGACAUUUAUCUCCCUUUACCACUCUGGAUUAGUAGGGGAUUUUCCGGAGAGCGUCUUCCGCCUCCCAAACCUCCAAGGGUUUGUUCUCCUAGAAAACCCACAGCUCUCCGUUCAAUUUCCAUUCUCGAAUUGGACUGCUGGCCACCUCAAGGUAUUAGCUCUCUCCUCAGUCAAUUUCUCUCGACAACCGAUGAUCCUCGCUUCAAUCGGGGAUUUGAAGUCCUUGCACACUUUAUUCCUUCAAGACUGUUCAUUGUCGGGGUCAGUCCCAGCUUCUAUAGGGAACCUCACGUCCUUGACUGAUUUCGGCCUUUCAGGCAAUUCAUUAUCCGGGAGAUUUCCUGAUAAUAUUCUCCCAAACCUAGUUCAGCUGGAAUACUUGCUUUUGGGUGACAACAAAUUUUCUGGCGGGUUUCCCGACAUUUUCGGUAACCUCUCACACAAACUUACAUAUCUAUACGUUUACAAUAACAAUUUCACAGGUCCUAUUCCAUCUCUCAUCUUUAACCUGCCAAAACUUCAAACCUUGGAUUGUUCAUACAAUCAGCUUGUGGGUCCACUUCCAAGUCAACUAGUCAAUUAUAUUGGCUUGAAUAGUAUACAGCGGAUCGACUUGGGAGGUAACUUCCUCAAUGGAACUAUCCCAUCUUGGAUGCUAGCCCUUCCAUCCUUGGAGCGGUUGGACCUCAGGUCUAACUUGUUAACAGGAGAGAUCCCUGAGUUCCAAUCGAGUUCCUUAGAAGGGAUUUUUCUACAACAAAAUCAAUUGUCUGGUCCUGUACCAAACACAAUCUUCAACCUUGUGAACGUUUACCAGAUCGAUCUCGGUGCAAACAGGUUGAGCGGUGUCUUCCAUUUGGAUAGUAUUACAACUCUAGAAAAUCUUCGAAGUCUUAGCCUUUCAUAUAAUAAUAAUAUUUCAAUACUAUUUGGUAGCACUCCACAUAAUUCUACCUGGAUUUCCCCACUUAUAUACUUAAACCUAUCUUCUUGUAACAUUACCAGAAUCCCAAGCUUCUAUCUUGACUUCUUUCCCUCUCUCGAGACACUUGAUCUCUCUCACAACUUUUUAAACUCCAUGACCAUCCUACCACCUCACAUGGAGAGUCUUCAAUACCUUGACCUAAGCUACAACAUGAUUGAAGGCCAACUUUCUAUCCCGUGGAGUCCUCAACUUCAAUAUUUGUUAGUGGACAAUAACAAGUUGACAGGGAGGAUGCCACAUCACAUAUGUAAUAUCACCACCCUUGACGUCAUCAACUUGUCUAACAACAGCUUGAGUGGCAGCAUACCUGAAUGCUUGGUCAACCUUACCGAUUUGACAGUCUUGCAAUUGAGGAUGAACAACUUCCACGGUUCAGUUCCAUCCAUAUUUGGCAAUAUGAGCUCCUUGGAAAAUCUGGACUUGAAUGACAACACAUUGGGAGGUCCAUUGCCGCAAAGCUUAGCAGCGUGCAAGGAGCUUCAAGUAUUGGAUGUCGGGAACAAUGAACUUAAUGGUGUUUUCCCAUUUUGGUUGUCAUCUCUUCCCCAACUGAAAGUUCUCAUCUUGCACAAUAAUAGUUUCCAUGGCACUAUCACGACUGAGAGUAUGGACAGCUUUCCCAUGUUGCGGAUAUUGGACAUCUCCAACAACUACUUCAACGGUCUUCUGCCCGCAAGCUUGUUUCACAAGUUCCGGGCCAUGAUGAUGCUGCAAGAGUCCGAGAAAGUUGGAGUAAAUUACAUUGGAUGGUCAAGUAGUGGUGAGUACUACUCUGUUGUUCUGAUAGUGAAAGGCCAAGAGAUGAUGAUAACAAAAAUCCUCACCAUCUUCACCACCGUGGAUUUGUCGAACAACUAUUUCCACGGCAGUAUUCCAGACGCAAUUGGAGAGCUCAAAUCACUCAAGCACCUCAAUCUCUCACACAACAGCCUCAGUGGCCCAAUUCCGUCUUCCCUCGUGAACUUGACCGAACUCGAAGCCUUGGAUCUCUCCUCCAACCAACUUACAGGGGAGAUCCCGCCGCAAUUCACAAGUCUGACUUCAUCUCUUGCAAAAUUCAACUUGUCGCAAAAUUUACUCCAAGGGCCGAUACCUCAAGGCAGUCAAAUCCAGACAUUUGAUAAUACUUCUUACAUUGGAAACGAAGGAAUGUGCGGGCUUCCGUUGUCCAAGAAGUGCGGAGGCGAUGAUCAUAAUGAUCAUGAGGAUUCUGAACCAGAAUCCGAGUCCAAUGGCGGAACACUGUUUGAUUGGACAUUCGCAGGUGCUGGGUAUGGAUGCGGGCUAGUGAUCGGAGUAUCGACCGCCUACAUUAUGUUCAUAAUCAGGAAGCCACGGUGGCUGGUGGAGAUGAUAGAUAACUGGAUUCGGCGGCAACACCAGGCUAGACGGUGGAGGCCGGCGAUAAGAUUUUAA
Molecule: messenger RNA, 2859 nt
Organism: Linum tenue
Lineage: Eukaryota; Viridiplantae; Streptophyta; Magnoliopsida; Malpighiales; Linaceae
Source: the annotation of a GenBank genome assembly